Octopus sinensis (East Asian common octopus) is the source of this 848-nucleotide messenger RNA. Its product is annotated as zinc finger protein 233-like. Gene Ontology annotation, biological process: regulation of transcription by RNA polymerase II. Bases 261 to 779 code for a protein of 172 amino acids. NCBI's taxonomy places the organism in Eukaryota, Metazoa, Mollusca, Cephalopoda, Octopoda, Octopodidae. Gene Ontology annotation, molecular function: RNA polymerase II cis-regulatory region sequence-specific DNA binding; DNA-binding transcription factor activity. The transcript has 2 exons. The record is from RefSeq and is a predicted model, not a curated record.
UUUCUACGAUAAUAAUGAUUAAAUGACACAGUUUAAAGGAAUAAUUACAUCAGGGUAAACAUAAAAUUCGACACCGCCUCCAUCACUCUCUACACUUUCUUCCUUGCAAUAAAUGGCGUCGUUUUAUCACAUUAGAUAUAAUGCUACUAUAUAAACCUGAUCUGAAAUGUUAACAAUGGUUGAUAUACUCUCCAUCUUUUCUAACUGAGACAUUUUUCAUAGCAUAACAUUCAAAAUUCACCAUUUCCUCCAUCAACACAAUGUCAGAAAAAGACAGCUACGUUUGUACACAGCCAGCCCAUGUUACUCCACUGCAGAUUCCAAAACUGAAGAUAGAACGACGGAAAACAGGGCCGGAUAAGAAGGGAGCCAAAGUAGCUAAUCAUAAGUGUGAUAUAUGUGGCAAGUCAUAUACUGAGUUGUCAUAUUUGAAGGCCCAUCAAGUUGUUAGUCAUGGCCCAAAUGCAGCUAAACCAAAUAAGUGCAACAUUCCAUCAUUGAAGACUUUCAAGUGUGACAUUUGCAGUAAACAGUUCAGUAGAAAUUACCACCUAGACCGCCAUCGAAUGACCCACACAGGGGAAAAGCCAUUCAAGUGUAAAGUUUGUAGCAGGACCUUUAGCCGUAACUAUCAUCUGCAUAGACAUGCUUUCAUUCAUACUGGUGAGAAGCCAUAUAGUUGUGAAGUGUGUGCCAAAGCAUUUUCAAGAACUGAUAAACUUAAAAAACACACUAAGACCCAUUUAGCACCUUUUCGGGAGGUUAAAAGUACAAGAUGAGAAGAAGAGAAAUUGAAGUAUAUAUAUAUAUAUAUAUAUAUAUAUAUAUGUGUGUAUAUAUAUAUAUAU